This is a messenger RNA of Linum tenue, 1809 nucleotides long. The record is from the annotation of a GenBank genome assembly. Lineage: Eukaryota; Viridiplantae; Streptophyta; Magnoliopsida; Malpighiales; Linaceae.
CUUUCACACUGUUAGUCGGCUGCGUGAGUGACGAGACUCUUCCGCCAUUUCAAUCCGAUAAAGUCUGCAGCUUUGCAAAAGGGGUUUGCCUAUUCUGAAAAUUGGGUGCUGAGUGAAGCUCGAACAUUACAUGGCGCAAGAGGAGAUAGCUGUGGGCGUUGCUAAUGGAGGAGGAGAUGGCGGAGAGCCAGUCAGGCUCGAGGGGAGGUUCAAAGCUUUGUUGGUUUGUUGGAUCCUUGGAUUCGGGUCACUUGUUUCGUGGAACAGUAUGUUGACAAUUGGGGAUUACUACUACAAUCUGUUCCCGAAAUACCACCCUUCAAGGGUUCUCACGCUCGUUUACCAACCCUUCGCCUUGGGAACCAUGGCGAUCCUCGCCUACAACGAGUCGAGGAUCAACACCAGGACGAGGAAUAUCGCUGGAUAUCUACUCUUCUUCGCCAGCACUCUCAUGCUACUUGUUCUGGAUUUCGCGACUUCGGGGAAGGGAGGAGUUGGUCCGUUUGUUGGCAUUUGCUUGAUUGUUGGAUCAUUUGGGGUUGCAGAUGCUCACGUCCAAGGAGGAAUGGUGGGAGAUUUGUCAUUCAUGUGUCCUGAAUUCAUGCAGUCCUUUUUUGCUGGUUUGGCUGCAUCAGGAGCCAUGACUUCAGCAUUAAGGUUGAUCACCAAAGCAGCAUUCGAAAAUGCCGACAAUGGACUUCGCAAGGGAGUUCAGUUGUUUCUUGCUGUAGCCACAUUUGCAGAGUUCCUCUGCUUCCUACUCUAUGCGUUCUACGUGCCAAAGCUGCCGAUAGUGAAGUACUACCGCGCCAAGGCUGCUAGAGAAGGAUCGAAGACGGUUUCAGCUGACCUUAAAGCUGCUGGCAUUCAUACUCCUUCUGAACAGGUAAAGUCCACACAAUUUCAACAUGGAGAGGACAACAAACCGAUUGAGCGAUUGAGCAACACGCAGUUGCUAGGCCAGAACAUAGACUAUGCUUUGGACUUGUUCUUCAUCUAUGUCCUGACUUUGUCAAUCUUCCCCGGGUUCAUCUCUGAGGACACAGGCACCCACCAAUUGGGUUCAUGGUACAUACUUGUGUUGAUUGCGAUGUACAAUGCUUGGGAUUUGGUGGGGAGAUACGUGCCACUAAUCGACUGCAUCAAGCUGACUUCGCGAAAGUGGCUUAUGAUCACGAUCCUGUCUCGAUUCCUCCUCAUCCCUGCAUUCUACUUCACGGCCAAGUAUGGUGAUCAAGGGUGGAUGAUCUUCCUCACAUCGUUUUUAGGGCUCUCCAAUGGCUACUUGACCGUCUGUGUCAUGACAGUAGCUCCAAAGGGCUACAAGGGUCCGGAGCAGAAUGCAUUGGGGAAUUUGCUCGUGUUGUUCCUGCUGGCAGGCAUUUUUGCUGGCGUGACCCUUGAUUGGAUGUGGCUAAUUGGCAAGAAAAAUGCCUUCUGAAGAAGUGGAGCCUUCGAUUCAUUCUGUAGGGAAAAGAGACUGCUCAAUGUAGCUGAAAGUUCCAAUCUUACACACAUAUAAGAAUGCUGUUCAGUGGGCGAAAAAAACCAAAAAAAAAAAAAAAGACAUGGCUUCGCCCGGGUUCGAACCGGAGACCUUCAGUGUGUUAGACUGACGUGAUAACCAACUACACCACGAAACCAUUUGUUGAAUCAACCACAUUUUUACCAUAUACUACCGUUAAUAAAGAAGAGUAUUAGUGAUUUUAGGUCUCGUCUAGUUUUUAUAACUUUCUUUUGUUAUUCUCUGUUACGUUUUUCGCUAGGCUGGGCUGAUGGAUAAUCUUGUCUGAGCUCCCCCAAAUUUUG